Messenger RNA from Acanthoscelides obtectus, 201 nucleotides. NCBI's taxonomy places the organism in Eukaryota, Metazoa, Arthropoda, Insecta, Coleoptera, Chrysomelidae. The record is from the annotation of a GenBank genome assembly.
AUUUUAGCUAUAAACUUGAGAUUAAGUGAGGGUGGAAUGGUAUUGUGGAAUAUUGCAAAAUAUCAACCAUACGAGUGUUCCUCAUUACCGGGCCUACUGAUUAAGGAUAUUGAAUUUGUUUAUGUUUUGGACUAUAUGUCACUUUUUAUUUCACAAAAUGCCUUCCAAAGAAAUAACAGGACACAAUUGGUCAGAAAAUAA